AUGGCCAACAUGAACCCCAUGGGUGGUCCUGUUGGAGGUGCCCCCAUGCCCAUGAUGAACAACGGCGCUGUCAACCCCCAGGCCGCUGCGGCUGCUGCCGCCGCGUCUCGCCAACAGGCAAAUGAUAACCAGCGCAGCGUUCUUAACACCUACAUCUACGAAUACUUUAUUCGCAUGGGAAUGUACGAUUGCGCCCGGUCUCUCCUUUCCAGCGAUCAACAGGUCAAUGUCCUCAGUAAGGAUGGCACGAACCGUCGUCGCGACGAGAACGGAAAUAUCAUCAACGGUGUUGGCGACGAUCCCAUGGAUACCGAUUCGAAGGACGACAUCGACUCUAAACUCCCCGAAGACUUGCCACCGCCAAAACUUCCCAUGCCUGCUUCCGAUACCUCUUUUCUCUACGAGUGGUUCUCCGUCUUUUGGGACAUUUACUACGCGCAGCGCGCCAAGAGCGGAAACAAUACCAUUAACCAAUAUGUUCAGCAUACUCAGAUGAGACCAGACAUGGCUACGCAGCAAUAUCAGAUGAUGCGCAACAUGCAGAACGGCGGCAUGAUGAACAUGAAGCAGGGCAACCUGGCCCGCGCCGCCAUGGCUAACAACCAAAAUAACCCUCAAAUGAUGCUACAGCAGGCCAAGCAGAACCAGAUGCAGCGAGAUCCCUCCGGUAUGGAUGGCCAAAACAGACCUUCGUCGCCAGCGUCUGGGGAGAACGCUCCCUCGCCCUCCAAGCGACAGCGCAUCGAUGGCGCACCGUUCAACCCUAACCAGCCCGGCAUGAUGCCCAAUGGCCGUCCCGGUCAAGGCAUGCCAGGCCAGCAGAUGCCCGGAGGAGCCAACACUGCCGCCGCUCAACAAACCUUACUUGCCAAUGGCAUCAACCCUAACUCGUUACAUCCUACGCAGCUGCAGAACUUUGCCGCCGCCCCGCCCGCCGCUCAGCAAAAGUCGAUCGCGACCUACUCGCAGAACUUGCAGCAACACCAUGGUACUCAGAUGGGAGGCAAGCAGAUGCCCCAUGCCGUUCCUCAAGGCCAAGGAUCCCCAAUGAUGGCACAGGGUCCCGAUGGAACUGCUCUCAAUGCGUUCUACAACCCAGGCGAGAUGGGAGGCCCAGGCGGCAUCCGGGCGGGACCUGGAGGUCCCCAAAACGGAGGGGGAAGCAACCAUGCCCUCCAAGACUAUCAAAUGCAGCUAAUGCUUCUAGAGCAGCAGAACAAGAAGCGACUCAUGAUGGCCCGCCAAGAGCAAGAUACCGUCGGCGGCAAUGGCAUGCCCCGAGAAGGCCAGCCCGGACAACCAGGUGGUCCUCCUGGACCCAACGGCCAGUUCCCGGAUACAUCGCCCCAGGCCAUGCGACCAGGUGCCUCGCCCAACCCUGCUGAGCAGAUGAAGCGCGGCACACCCCAGAUGAACAACUCUGGCAUUCCUUCACCGGUCCCCGAGGGUGGUCAAUCCCGUGGCUCGCCUAACCCGGCCAUGAACUUCAUGGGCAACCAGAUGGAUCCCAACAUGGCACCUCACUUCUUCAAGCAGAUGGAUGGCAACAUGGGAGGCCAACCUCCGAUGAAUGGCGGCAUGCGACCCCCUAGCUCUCACCCUGGUGCACCCUUCAAUGGACAGAUGAACCAGCAACAGAUGAUGGCCGCCGCACGACAACAGCAAGGCCAGCCAGGCCAAGGGCCUCAAGGGAACCCCCAGCAGUGGCAGCAAGCACCCAAUGGACAGAUGGUGCCUCAGCAGAUGCAACAGCAAAGUCCUCAGAUCCAGGGAACUCCCCAGCAACGAUCGAUGCCUCCUCCCCAAGCACCACCCGUUGGCGCAAAUGGAGCCAACAGCAGGACGACAGCAUCCCCUCAACAAGCAGCAGCUGCGCCGCCAACUCCUAGCCAAACUAACAAGGCUGCCCCCAAGAAGAAGAAGGGCGAGACCGCCAAGGACAAGGUAUGUCUAACUGGUGAAGUAUACUCUGUAGGUACUAACAAGUUCAAGCGUGCUGCUGCCAAUAAGAAGGCGAACCAGAACCUCAACAAUAAUGCUGGUGCGACUCCUUCAAACGAUAACAACGAGUCACAGGAGACUCCAGCUCCUGCGACACCCAUUCAAAACGCCAAUGCUGCCAACUUCAAUAAGAAUGGGCAAGCUGGCAACACCGGUCAGAAUAGUCAGCCAACGACUGGCCCAGCUGCUAAUGCUCCCGCAGCUGCAACAACCGCUCCUCCUCCUCAGCCACCAGCUCCUCAGCACGACCCCAAUCAAAUGAUGGGUAUGGAUAACAGCUUUGGCCCAUUGUUUGAUGGCGGCGGCAUGGAGUUGGCCAACCCCCUCAACUCGGGUGACGUGCUCAAUGACUUUGACUUUGAUUCGUUCCUCCACGACCAAGAUGGUGAUAACUCGGCCUUCAAUUUUACGGAAGCAUUCCCCAUGGGAGAUGAGAUAGGAGCAGAUUAA
Messenger RNA from Fusarium subglutinans, 2451 nucleotides. RefSeq lists its product as uncharacterized. Gene Ontology annotation, molecular function: protein binding. Gene Ontology annotation, cellular component: nucleus. The transcript has 4 exons. The coding region runs from base 1 to 2451 and encodes 816 amino acids. The record is from RefSeq and is a predicted model, not a curated record. Gene Ontology annotation, biological process: positive regulation of transcription by RNA polymerase II. Lineage: Eukaryota; Fungi; Ascomycota; Sordariomycetes; Hypocreales; Nectriaceae.